Arachis ipaensis is the source of this 2620-nucleotide messenger RNA. Its product is annotated as O-Glycosyl hydrolases family 17 protein. Gene Ontology annotation, biological process: carbohydrate metabolic process. Gene Ontology annotation, molecular function: hydrolase activity, hydrolyzing O-glycosyl compounds. Lineage: Eukaryota; Viridiplantae; Streptophyta; Magnoliopsida; Fabales; Fabaceae. The record is from RefSeq and is a predicted model, not a curated record.
UAAAUUAGUUAUUAUACAUGUUAAAAUAUAAAUUAUACAUUAAAAAUAGGUUAAACAAUAAUUAAUUUGAUCGAUAACUGAAUUUUAGUGUGCAGUUAGUAUUUUUGUUUAUGAAUUGUUUAUCUAAAGAGUCUUCACAAUGAGACAGAAGAAUCAAAUUGCUGGCAUCAAUUCUAGUGGGUAGAACAUUAUUAUUUUACAAUUCAAAAAGGGGAAGAUUCAAAGAAGAAAAGGGAAGAUGCAAUAGCGUAUUCAACUAGUAACUUACGCAAUCCCAAUUCUGAAGAGAAAAAGUUGUCAUGCAUCACAGAAACCAUGGCAGGAAUUGAACUCGCCUUAUCAGAAAGCAAAGCAUCAAGGUUACUUCUUCAUAAACAACUUCACUCAUUUCACCAAUGUAACCACCUUUUUUAUCAACAUCCAAACAGUGUAUGUAGCUAUGGAGAAGAAAACGCCUCUUAUAUCCUUGGAUUCAACAUUACACGCAACUUUGCUACUCCUUGCAUUAGUUUUCAUCCAAGAGGUGCAAGGAAUUGGUGUUAAUUAUGGCACAAUAGCAGAUAACCUUCCUCCACCAGCUGAAGUAGCAAAAUUCCUCUCAAAAUCCACCAUCAUUAACCGGGUGAGACUCUUCGAUGCCAACCCCGAACUCCUACGCGCUUUUAAGGACACAAGAAUCGAGGUCACAAUAACCGUCCCUAACAACCAAAUCCCACGUGUAACUAACUUAACCGUUGCACGUGAAUGGGUCCAAACCAACGUCCAACCGUUCAUCCCUUCAACUAAAUUAGUUAGAAUUCUCGUUGGCAACGAAGUGUUGUCCACUGCCAACAAACUUUUAAUUAGCAACUUAGUCCCUGCAAUGCAAACACUCCACGUGGCACUUGUUGAGCUCUCAAUAGAUAGCCACAUAAAAGUUACCACACCACACUCUCUGGGCAUUUUGGUAAAUUCAACUACACCUUCCGGUGCGAGAUUUAGGCAAGGCUAUGAUACUCAUGUGAUUAAACCAAUGCUUAGUUUUCUUAGAGAUUCGAAUUCACCAUUCAUGGUUAACCCUUACCCAUUCUUUGGAUUUUCCGUUGAUACCCUUGAUUAUGCACUUUUCUUACCCAAUUCUGGCAUGGUUGAUGACGUCACUCAUCUACGUUACACCAACAUGUUGGAUGCACAACUUGAUUCUGUUUAUUCUGCCAUGAAGGUUUUGGGAUUCGAAGAUGUUGAGAUUGUGAUCGGUGAAACGGGCUGGCCCACUAAGGGAGACCCGGCCCAAAUUGGUGUGGAUCCAAUGAGUGCUUCGGAGUACAAUGGGAAUCUCAUACGUCAUGUCACUUCCGGGGUUGGAACUCCUCUCAUGCCUAACCGGACUUUUGAGACUUAUAUUUUUGCUUUGUUUGAUGAGAACUUGAAACCCGGCCCAACAUGCGAAAGGAAUUUUGGGCUUUUCUGGCCCAAUAUGACUCCUGUCUAUGACAUUCAUAUAAUGAGGAACACUGCCAUUGGGGUUGCUCAUUAUCGUCAUAAAUCACGUUUAAUAAUCAUGGUUAUUUUAAGCUUCAUUGGUUCCUGGCGGGGUUCAAUAUUUUUGUAGGUUCAAUAUCUUGCAAACUGGAGUAUUUAAAGAAGGUUCAAUUUGUGAUCACUUGAAUUUUAUCAUUGGAAUGAGGGAGAUAAAAGAAUGCAACUCAGAAACCAAUGGUAAAAGCUACAAUCUAUGGGACCGUUUGACUUUUGGAAUGCUCCAUUAUAAAUAGACCUGCUCCGGGUACUAUUGGAUCUAUAUUUUGCUGGAAGAAGAAAUACAUGUACCUCUCGGAACAGUAUCGUCGCAUAUAAGCAAAAGAAAAAGGAACAAUAAGAGCAUUAUCUACAGACUACAGCAUUGAUAUGGAAGCCAUAGCAGAAUUGGAUAUUUUGGAUGCAGAGACACCAAAAAAACAGACAGUAUGCCACACACCUUUGAUGCAACUCAUGCAAGCACGCAACCAUGUCUACAAACAAUGACAAUAUCGCUUGGGGUGGUGUUCACAGCUGUUGGUGGUAGCAAAAUGUUCCUGAAGCCUCUUAAGCCGCAUUUGGUAACUAGAACAGAAAUGAAAAACACUAAUGCUAGGUUAACAACUUUUGUUGUACAAGCUUGAGAAGCUCACGUAUUUGUGUUUAUCCAUAUAUUUGAGUUACUAAUAUAUAUAAAUACGAAAACUUCUCAAACCAAUAGUUUUAAAAUAAAAGAAAUACUAUUUAGUGAAUAAAAAACAUGCAAAAGAAGAAUAAAAUUUACAUCCUUUUCUAUAAAUGUACUUCAUAGUUCAUAUGUGAGUAUAAUAAUAUUAUACCAGUAUGGAAGAAAAUGAGGAAUUCAAAAUAUAUUUGCAAAAUUUCCUAUAUACUAAAUUAAAUAUAAUUACUCCAUUUAAGAGGAUCAUAAAUGAGAAUAGAUCUAUAAAAAAUUAAUAAAAUCCUCAAACAUAUCUCUCCUAUAAAGUGGUAAAAGAAUAAAAGUUAGAGUUAUACAUAUUUCCCUGAACCAUACUCUAUAAAUCUCUUCAUUUCCUCCUCCACUUCAAAUCUCUUAAACCUCUCCCUUCUCACUACCUAUUUCCUGAAGCAUGCUCUCUUU